This is a messenger RNA of Prunus armeniaca (apricot), 2250 nucleotides long. The record is from the annotation of a GenBank genome assembly. NCBI's taxonomy places the organism in Eukaryota, Viridiplantae, Streptophyta, Magnoliopsida, Rosales, Rosaceae.
AUGGUAGAACUUGAAGAGCAAGGUCCUGCCAUGACAGCUCUCGGCUCUCUCUUGAAGCUCACCGAAGUCUUUCUCUGGGACGAUGGUUCGAAGGAGACGAAAGACAGGUCCUUUUCCAUGGGACAAACUAAACCAGCUCGUGAUGGUAGUGGUGAAGGCUCAAACCUUCUGGAUUCAGAGUGUGGAACUUUGCCAGAGGAUACGGAGCUUACUAAACAGAUGAAUGCAUUGGGGCUUCCAGUCUCAUUCCUCACAAAUAAGGAAAAAAGGAACAGAAAGGCGGAAGGCAAAAGAAAGGGUAUGCGCUUGAAGCAUCCAGUCACUUCUCAAGGAUAUGGGGUGGAAGCACUGGAGUCCUCCAAAUGCCUCUCUGUUGAAGGAGAUAAUCCAGCAAGUUCAACUGAGAUUACUAGCCAUGCUUCCAAGGAAAAUAAUCGUGAUGGAAUAUUGGGUGUUGUUUGUAAUGAUGGCCAGGAUUGUGAUUCUUUGCACAGAAGUGCUGUGGUCAAUGACACAAUGAAAAUUUCAGCGAGCACUACUGAUUUAAAUGAUGGAAUUUUCUCAGGAAGCUGCUCAACAGAUGCUGCUAUUAGCCAAGAACCAGGUGAAAGAUUAAUGGAGCAUGAUCACUUAGAGUGUUCAUUGAUGACUUUGCAUGAAGCAGAAGGUGCCAAGAUUUGCGAGGAUUAUGUCCCCGAGAAACCAUGUGUUUCUGAAUCAGUUUCAUAUUCCACAUGUUCAGAAGUGCUUGACCAUGAUGGAACUGACAGCCAGGACAACGGUGAUGUUGGAGACUGGAUGGUAUAUUGGGAUUCUUACUACAUGAGAAAUUACUUCUAUAAUAUCAGAACACAUACUUCGACAUGGCACCCACCCCAAGGCAUGGAACAUUUAGCAACUGUUGACACUACAUAUAAGUCAAAUGAAAUGACUGCUCAAGUAAUUGAUAUGAAUGUUACAACUGAUUUAGAGACAACAGAUUUAUGUGGUUUGAGUAAAACUGAAUCAUUUGAAGAAGCAAUCAGUGAUGAUGUUUCACAGGGUCAGCCAUAUUGUGAGCUCACGGGGGGCCUUGAACUCACUGUUGACAAUUCUAUGUCCAAUACAACUUUGCCAACUGUCAGUCUAAGCAGAUGUCUGGAACAUUCAGUUGAACUUAAUGAAAGCAAUAACACCGGUAAUGAUGGAAACGCAUCAUACUUGUCAUCAAAUGUCCAGGACCUUGCUAGUUUCAGAAACAAAACCAAGCAGUUGGUUGCCGAUGAGGUCUACAAAAAUGAUUUGGAACCAAUUCUUGCAGAAAAAACUGAUGAACCAAAUACUAUUGAUCUCUAUAAUGAACCUAGUAAAAUUAACUCUUGUGAGGAAACUCUUGAAGAUUUUGAAGGUGAUGACGCCUUUCAAAUAUUAGAUAUGAGCAGCUUGUCCAAUACAUGCACUGAAGAAGUUUCUGAAGAUUUUAAUAUGCAUUCAGGAACUGGAGUUCCUGCAAUAAAUGAGAUGGAAAUGCAUCAUGACCUUUCUAUAGUAAAACGGAAAAAGAAAGUGAGAAGAAUGAAAAGUCAGAGGAAAUUAUCUAAUGAGAAUGAAGAACUUCUAUUUCAAGGGUUAUUCAAAGAGUUUUCUGCUGAUAUUGGCAAAUAUUGGUGUCAGAGAUACCUAUUAUUCUCCAGAUACGAUGAUGGUAUAAAAAUGGACGAGGAAGGAUGGUUCUCUGUCACUCCAGAGCUUCUAGCUAGGCAUCAUGCACAACGUUGUGGUAGUGGCAUCAUCAUUGACUGUUUUACUGGAGUUGGUGGGAAUUCCAUCCAAUUUGCACAUAUAAGCAAACAUGUGAUAGCAAUUGAUAUUGAUCCAAAGAAGAUUGAUUAUGCGCACCAUAAUGCUGCCAUCUAUGGGGUUGAUGACAGGAUAGAUUUCAUAAAAGGGGACUUUUUCGAAUUGGCACCAAAGCUGAAGGCAGACACAGUCUUUUUGUCACCUCCAUGGGGAGGACCUGAUUAUGCAAAAGUAAAGACAUAUGACCUUAGGAUGCUUAAGCCACAUGAUGGAUAUUUUCUCUUUAACACUGCAAAAGAAGUUGCUUCUAGGAUUGUCAUGUUUCUUCCGAGAAAUGUUGAUCUCAACCAAUUAGCAGAGUUGGCUUUAUCAGGGAGUCGACCAUGGUCAUUAGAGGUCGAGAAAAUUUUUUUAACUGGCAAGUUGAAGGGAAUAACUGCUUACUUCAGUGACAUGACUGGGAGACAAUGA